Mus pahari (shrew mouse) is the source of this 615-nucleotide messenger RNA. It is a transcript of the gene Defb136, whose product is annotated as defensin beta 136. The transcript has 3 exons. The record is from RefSeq and is a predicted model, not a curated record. The coding region runs from base 181 to 408 and encodes 75 amino acids. Gene Ontology annotation, biological process: defense response to bacterium. Lineage: Eukaryota; Metazoa; Chordata; Mammalia; Rodentia; Muridae.
AAGCCAUUUGGAAAAGGAAGCUCACUGGGGACUUUUCCAUAGCAGUCUCUGGCCAGGUGAAAGCUGGGAUCUCCCUGGAAGAGUGAGCUAGAAUCCAGCCCCACCUAACCUAGAUCAUCUCUAUAAACAAGGCUUUCAGACAGCUGUCUCGGCAGUUCCAGCUCCAUACCCUCCACAGCUAUGAACCUGCAUCUUUCAUGCUUACUGUUCAUCCUGGUGACAGCCUUGCCUGCAGGUCACAGUUCGAUCGGGAAUAAGGGUAUAUCCUUUCAGACAUGUACCACAGUUGAAGGCUUGUGCUUCUUUGGUUGUAAGAUAGGGUGGGUAUGGAUUGGCUUCUGUAACAACAUAAUGUCCUGUUGUAAAAGGGAUACUGAGUUUGUACUUCCUCAAACUAAAGGUAUAUGACCCGGCCUCACAGCUCCAAUUAAAAGGCCAUGUGAAUGAUUUAAAAACUCCCAAUCUGUCUGUGAGGCCCAAGAGCUCAAGAAAACGUGGGGGUGACAGAUAAGGAUGACGCUGGCCAUGUGUCUGUUUACUGGCAAAAGCCCAGAUGGCAUUUUGUAAGAAGCUUUGCAAUAAAUGGCACCCCGUGCUCUUCCUUGUCUUAAAUCA